AUGCCGCGCGAAGACAUCUCCUUUCAGACGGCCGACAAUGUCGCCUUGAGAGGGUGGUUUUACAAGCCUUCCGGUGACGGAAGCGUCCUACCGUGCCUAGUUAUGGCUCAUGGGUUUUCGUCCUUGAAAGAAAUGGAUCUCAAUACCUUUGCCGAAUACUUUACAUCCCACCUCCCACUGUCUUGUUUGGUCUACGAUAACCGGGGAUUCGGUGACAGCGAUACAAAGGAGGGACAACCCCGUCAUGAGAUCAUCCCGGCCCAGCAGACGAGUGACUACUCAGAUGCAAUCACCUAUGCGCAGUCGAGGUCGGAUGUCAACCCUGACAAGAUUGGUGUCUGGGGCAGUUCCUACAGCGGAGGACAUGUCCUUUGGGUUGGUGCAGUUGAUCGCAGGGUGAAGGUCGUUCUCAGCCAGGUGCCCUGCGUUGAUGGCUGGUCCAACUUUCAUCGACUCAUCCGCCCGGAUUUUGUCGCGGAUCGGCUGGCCAGAGCUGCUGGCAAACCACCCGGCUCGUUGCCCGUUGUGGACGAAGACCCUCAUAAACCAUCUGCCUUGCCUACCCCAGACAGCUAUCAAUUCUUCACGAGCUGGGGCAAGAAUAGCAACUGGAAAAACAACGUGACUGUGAAAACGAUCGAGGCAUUUCGCGAGUAUAAUCCGUCUGCACACAUCCAGCACAUAUCACCCACACCUUUACUCAUGACAGUUGCGGAAGAUGACGUGCUCACGCCGACCGACCUGGCCCUAGAUGCCUAUUCAAGGGCCUUGGAGCCUAAGCAGCUGCAUAUCCUGCCCGGUGGGCAUUUUGAUGCUUAUUCUGGGCCCAAUUUCGAAGCGAAUGCUAGUAGGCAAGCGCAGUUUUUGAGGGAACAUUUGUGUGGUUAG
Molecule: messenger RNA, 888 nt
Organism: Cladophialophora bantiana CBS 173.52
Lineage: Eukaryota; Fungi; Ascomycota; Eurotiomycetes; Chaetothyriales; Herpotrichiellaceae
Exons: 3
Coding region: 1-888 (295 amino acids)
Source: RefSeq, a predicted model, not a curated record